Astyanax mexicanus (Mexican tetra) is the source of this 2937-nucleotide messenger RNA. It is a transcript of the gene nat14, whose product is annotated as N-acetyltransferase 14 (GCN5-related, putative). The record is from RefSeq and is a predicted model, not a curated record. The coding region runs from base 285 to 1130 and encodes 281 amino acids. The transcript has 3 exons. Gene Ontology annotation, molecular function: N-acetyltransferase activity. NCBI's taxonomy places the organism in Eukaryota, Metazoa, Chordata, Actinopteri, Characiformes, Acestrorhamphidae.
GCCUGACUCAGUAAGGAUUAUUUUUUGUGAGGUCGCUGAGUGCACAGACUGUGGUCCGUUUGGCUGAGCGCAGUUUGCGUAAACUCCGUAUUCACGAAGGCAGAUAGGGCGAAAGUGUGCUGCGGCUGAUAAGCACUGAACACGCAGAUUCCUCGCUGGAAACGCUGCGGAGCUCGCGUGGACAUGCGGGUCCGUGGCUAUUCGUGUCUUUUGGACAUUAUCUGAUCUGCGGAGUGUUGUUGGGAGGACCACCAACUGAACUGCUGUAAAGAUCAGAAGGCAAGAUGGUGAGGGUGGACUUAGGAACUGUAGUCCUUCGGCGAAUGAGAGAAGAGGACAUUGAGACUGUGAAGGCUCUCAUUAAGGAGGGAUGCGAAGGGACAGAGAACCGCCUCAUCCUUCACCUCCUCACUCGUCCGCUGGCUCUUCUCAUGCUGGCCACGCUGUCCUCCAUCCUCCGCUUCCUGGUGCACUCCUUCAUCGUGGCCCUGCUGAUUCCCGUCUUCCUUUGCAUCAUCUACCUCAAGCUCACCAUCCCGCGCUCCACGGGCAUCCUCGGCUCCACCAGGCCCUACUGGGACUACGUGGGCAGCUGUUACCAAGCCGAGUCUGAGCCGGACCUGCCCAACCCGCACGCAGCCAAAGCCAGGCUGGUGGCCAACCAGGAGAAGGCCAGACGUCGCAGGAAGGCCAAAGAGCAGGAGAAAGGAAAGACGAAGGAGAAGGUGGCAGAAGAAGACCUGAAGGAGAGAGCGAGGGUGGCUGGGGAGGUGUGGCUGGCGGACAGUGACUGCGAGGUGCUCGGCUGCGUGGCUCGUGACGGCUGGAGCCGCGAGGGGGUUUACCGAAUCUGCAGGCUGGUGGUGCAGAGCUGGUACAAACGAGAAGGUAUCGGAAAGCUGUUGGUCCAAAGCCUAGAAGCCAAAGCCAGGCAAAGUGGAAUCUGUCGGGUUUACGCUCACGUCCCUUUCCCGUCUAAAGUCGGAGAGGCGUUCUUCAGGAAGUUGGGCUACCGGCUGCAGGGCGAGACGGACGGAGUCGAGGGUGAGGAGGAGGAGGAGGACUAUGAAGAGCCAGAGAAAGGCUGGCUUGGGUUCCCAGUGACUAAAGUGUUUGUUAAAGAUUUGUGAGUGUGAUUGCAACAGAGUGGGGUUGUUUACUGUAACUACAACAUUUGCCUGAAAUUAUACAAUAAGCACAUAUUUUGGGAUGCUACCAAGAUUAUUUCCAAAAUCCAUUUCUAAACAAUGGAAAUGGAAAUGUAUUGCCCGGUUGAAGGAGGGGGACGUAUUAUGGCGCUUGACCGAGUUGCUAUAUUUGGUCGUCUGGAGAUUUACUUCUUUUAAAAAAAAAAAAUGGAGAAUUGGCACACAAUGCCUCAGGCAAUUAGCAGCCUGUUCAGUGUUUUGUUCUCACAAUGCUGUAUUUUCCGAUCUUGUUUCAAUACUUUAUCAAUAUCAAUAGGGCUAAUAUCAGUUAGGAUUGCACAAUAUUGGGGAAAAAAUGACAUUGUGAAAUACAGCUCUGGAAGAAAUUAAGAGACCACUUCAGUUUCUGAAUCAGUUUCAUUUUGUACACCAUUGGAAUGAGUGGUGUUUCUACAGCAGAGGUGUCCAAUCUUACCUGUUAAGGACCAGUGUGGCUGCGGUGUGGUUUCCAUUCCUGCAAAAACAACUGAUUCCAGCUGUUUAGUCAGUUGUUCAGUCAUCAAACCACUUAUCACAUGAGUUUUUGAUUGGCUGGAACAAAAACCUGCAGCUAAACAAACCCUUUUGCAGAUACAAUUGGAUUUCCCUGCUCUACUGUAAUUUCCAAUGUCCAGGCUAAAACUAUACUAAAUUUGCUAAGAGCGAAAUACAAUCUAAACUUUUUUUGUAACAUGUGCAAAGCCAUGUUCUGUUUUAUCCAAUAAAAACUAAUUUUGCAGGUGUAGGGUUGAACUUCCAGACCGGGAUUAAUUAAGCCUAGUAUUCGAAUACAAAACAUUUUUUUUGUUUAAUUUUUUAUUUUUUUUUAAACUGCUGCUGAUGCAGCAUUGCUGGAUAGCAUUACAGUGCGCUCAGAGGAAAGCGCAGCGACUUGGUUUCCUAUACAUCAGCUCACAGACGCUUUGUGCUGAUCGACCCUUUGGAGUGAUGAGAGGAGAGAGCAAGGCCAAUUGUGCGCUCUCAGGCCUCCAGCAGCUGAUGCUAAACAACAUUUUGACUGCAUGAUUUUCCAUUGAAAGGAAAAUAUAGCCUACAACUAGGCUUAAUCCCUGUCUGGGACACUUCUCCAUAAAUUUUACACUGAUUUUGAAUUUGUUUUUGAAAAUAAACUUAGUAAAAAACAAAUAUUAUCAAUUAAUAAACCAUUUGAGGCACCAUUUGUUUUUCUAGUUGAGAAGAGGAAAAAAAAAGUUGUUCUACAGAACUCUCCUUGGUCAUUGGAGAUUAAUCUGUAUUCAGACUGAUUUUAUUCUGUGCUAAAUUAGGUUGAGCUCAUGGGUUGGUUGGGAAAAGGUGGGUUGGGUUAAUCCACACUGGAAAAAAAACAUCUCUCUGAAAGAGGAGGAUGAGGAAGGUCUGCUGUGUUAGUUAAUUUCAGAAACGUGUCAAGAUUUUGUAGACAUUGUAAACCUGGGCUGAGGACCAUGGCGUGAGAUGAAUUCACCUCAAAUGACAGUGUAAGACUGGAAACCAUCCAGCCACUAAUGGUGGAUAGAAAAACAACUUAAUCAAAUCACAACACUUAUUUAUAUAUUUGUUUAUUUAUUUAUUUAUUCAUUUUAUUUACUGUGGUAUUUUAUUUUAUUUUAUUUUAUUUGUUCAGUUUUAGUUGUUGGUAGAUUAACAGUUAUUUCCGGAGAUCUGUGGGUCAGUUGUAGUGCUGUAAAAUCAUUGUCUAAUCAGUGCUCUGUUUGUAUUGAGACAAAUCAAUAAACCUUUUAUCACAAUG